AUGGAAACGAAAAGACGACGAGACGAAACGAACAAGAGAUUGUCCAAGGGCAAGAAGGGCCUCAAGAAGAAGACCGUCGACCCCUUCACCCGCAAGGACUGGUACGCCGUGAAGGCCCCUACCACCUUCGCCACCCGGGAUGUCGGCAAGACGCUCGUCAACCGCACCUCCGGUCUGAAGAACGCCAACGAUGCCCUGAAGGGCCGCAUCAUCGAGGUUUCCCUUGCUGAUCUGCAGAAGGAUGAGGAGCACUCGUUCCGCAAGGUCAAGCUCCGGGUUGACGAGGUCCAGGGCAAGAACUGCCUGACCAACUUCCACGGCCUGGACUUCACCUCGGACAAGCUGCGGUCGCUCGUCCGCAAGUGGCAGACUCUGAUCGAGGCCAACAUCACGGUCAAGACCACCGACGACUACCUGCUGCGCCUGUUCGCCAUUGGCUUCACUAAGCGCCGCCCGAACCAGAUCAAGAAGACUACCUACGCCGCCUCUUCGCAGAUCCGCGCCAUCCGGAGAAAGAUGACCGAGAUCAUCCAGCGCGAGGCCAGCAGCUGCACCCUGCAGCAGCUGACCGCCAAGCUGAUCCCCGAGGUCAUUGGCCGCGAGAUUGAGAAGUCUUCCCAGGGCAUCUAUCCCCUGCAGAAUGUCCACAUCCGCAAGGUCAAGAUGCUGAAGCAGCCCAAGUUCGACCUGGGCUCUCUGCUGGCCCUGCACGGCGAGUCGGGCGGUGGCGAGGAUGGCCAGAAGGUCGAGCGCGAGUUCAAGGAGGUUGUCCUGGAGGAGGUAUAA
Molecule: messenger RNA, 786 nt
Organism: Sporothrix brasiliensis 5110
Lineage: Eukaryota; Fungi; Ascomycota; Sordariomycetes; Ophiostomatales; Ophiostomataceae
Product: small subunit ribosomal protein S3Ae
Exons: 4
Coding region: 1-786 (261 amino acids)
Biological process (GO): translation
Cellular component (GO): cytosol; ribosome
Molecular function (GO): structural constituent of ribosome
Source: RefSeq, a predicted model, not a curated record